This is a messenger RNA of Nannospalax galili (Upper Galilee mountains blind mole rat), 1212 nucleotides long. It is a transcript of the gene C5ar1, whose product is annotated as complement C5a receptor 1. Gene Ontology annotation, molecular function: G protein-coupled receptor activity; complement component C5a receptor activity. The record is from RefSeq and is a predicted model, not a curated record. Gene Ontology annotation, biological process: inflammatory response; phospholipase C-activating G protein-coupled receptor signaling pathway; positive regulation of cytosolic calcium ion concentration. Lineage: Eukaryota; Metazoa; Chordata; Mammalia; Rodentia; Spalacidae. The coding region runs from base 55 to 1110 and encodes 351 amino acids. Gene Ontology annotation, cellular component: plasma membrane. The transcript is spliced from 2 exons.
CCAUCUGUCAUAGGUUACUGCAGAACUCAGGAGGAACCCCGAACAAAGAUCCUCAUGGAUAAUACUACCGAUGAUACCUAUGAUUACUUAAACUACUUAAACAUGACCCUGAAUCCCAACGAGCCGGUGGAUGGCCCUGCUGCUCAUUGGCUGCACCCAGAGGAUGUUGCAGCGCUGAUCAUCUUUGUGGUCGUGUUCCUGGUGGGAGUGUCAGGCAACUCCCUGGUGGUGUGGGUGACCGCGUUCGAGGCCCGGCGGACCAUCAACGCCAUCUGGUUUCUGAACCUGGCGAUAGCUGAUCUCUUGUCGUGUCUGGCGCUGCCCAUCCUGUUCUAUUCCCUUGUGCAACACCACGAGUGGCCCUUCAGCAACCAGGCCUGCCGCAUCCUGCCCUCGCUCAUCUUGCUUAACCUGUAUGCCAGCAUCCUGCUCCUGGCUACCAUCAGCGCAGACCGCUUCCUGCUGGUUUUCAAUCCCAUCUGGUGUCAGAAGUUCCGAGGGGCCCGCCUGGCUUGGCUGGCCUGCGGGGUGGCCUGGGUCCUGGCCCUCCUCCUCACCAUCCCGUCCUUCAUGUUCCGGCAGGUGAACCAUGAGUUCUUCCCACCCAGGACGACCUGUGGUGUUAACUACGGUCCGGAUGGCACCCACAUCGAGAGGGCCGUGGCCAUCCUCCGGCUGAUAGUGGGCUUCGUGUGGCCGCUGCUUACACUCAGUAUCUGCUAUACCUUCCUCCUGCUCCGGACCUGGAGCCGCAAGGCCACACGCUCAACCAAGACGCUCAAGGUGGUGGUGGCUGUCGUCAUCAGCUUCUUUGUUUUCUGGCUGCCCUACCAGGUGACAGGGACCAUGAUAGCCUUGCUGUACCCGUCCUCGCCCAUGUUCUCAAGGGUGCAGAGGCUGGAUUCGCUGUGUGUGUCCUUGGCUUACAUCAACUGCUGUAUCAACCCCAUUAUCUAUGUGCUGGCUGGUCAUGGCUUCCAAGGACGGCUGCGCAGGUCCCUUCCCAGCCUCAUCAGAAACGUGCUCACUGAGGACUCUGUGGGCAGAGAGAACAAGAGUUUCACACGUUCCACGGUGGACACCUCAGUCCAGAAGAGCCAGGCAGUGUAAGGGAAGGCCACCACUGAUCUGGCUGUCUCCUUUUCCAGUCUUUCUCCCCUCUUCUUCUUCCUCCCUUCUCUUUUCUUACCCCCUUCCCUUCUCUCCUCUUCC